AACACACAACAUAUACCCAAUCAUAUUUCCUCCCUCCCCUGCUCCUCCUCUGUCUUGCCCCCCAUCAAACUCUCUGUGUUUUUUUUCUCUGCCUCUCUCUGCCGGGAGAUUUCCCAUUUCCGGUGGCGGGAAAGGGGGGGUUUGACCGUUGGUUUUCAACUGGGUGUUUACGAGAGUUAGGGAAUUGGUUGGGUGGUUGGGGGAUCGUACGGACGGACGGACGGAGGGGGAGGAUAUGGUGAUCUCCUUGGCGACGCCGAGGAAGUCGAUAACGGAGAAGGUGUUCCAGAGAGUUGGGGGGUAUUAUGGGAGCAACAGCGGGAACAGCCAGAGGAGGUGCUCGAGCGAGAGCGAGGACGAUUACGACGACGACGGGACCAUGGAGCUGGUGCAGAUUGGGGCAGAGAGGACCAAGAACGUGCUGAUUCUCAUGAGUGACACCGGUGGAGGACACAGGGCCUCCGCCGAGGCCAUCCGUGACGCCUUCCAGAUUGAGUUCGGGGAUGAGUACAGGAUAUUUGUGAAAGAUGUUUGGAAAGAGUACACCGGCUGGCCCUUGAACAACAUGGAGAGAUCAUACAAGUUCAUGGUGAAACAUGUACAGUUAUGGAAGGUCGCUUUCCACAGUACCUCUCCUCGAUGGAUACAUAGCUGCUAUCUUGCUGCCAUUGCCGCCUACUAUGCCAAGGAGGUAGAGGCUGGUCUAAUGGAGUACAAGCCGGAUAUCAUCAUUAGUGUGCAUCCUUUGAUGCAACAUAUUCCUUUGUGGGUUCUUAAAUGGCAGGGCCUCCAGAAGAAAGUUAUUUUUGUUACUGUCAUCACAGAUCUAACAACUUGCCAUCCUACAUGGUUUCACCCCGGGGUUAAUAGAUGCUACUGCUCAUCAGAGGAGGUAGCCAAGAGAGCUUCACUUGAUGGCCUUGAAGAGUCUCAAAUCCGUGUUUUUGGCUUGCCCAUCCGGCCUUCUUUUGCACGUGCAGUUCUUUCCAAGGAUCAGUUGAGAGAAGAGCUUGAGAUGGACCCUGACUUGCCUGCAGUUUUGCUAAUGGGAGGUGGUGAAGGGAUGGGACCUGUUAAGAAAACUGCAUUGGCUCUUGGAGAAUCACUUUUUGAUAAAGAGCUUGGGAAACCAAUUGGGCAAUUGAUUAUCAUAUGCGGCCGUAAUAAAACCCUCGCCUCUACGCUUGAAACCGAGCAAUGGAAGAUCCCAGUAAAGGUGAGAGGGUUUGAGACUCAAAUGGAGAAAUGGAUGGGAGCUUGUGACUGCAUAAUAACAAAAGCUGGACCUGGCACAAUUGCAGAGGCAUUGAUCAGGGGCCUUCCUAUUAUUCUGAACGACUACAUCCCUGGACAAGAAAAGGGCAAUGUACCUUAUGUUGUAGACAAUGGGGCUGGUGUCUUCACACGAAGCCCUAAAGAAACAGCCAGAAUUGUCACAGAAUGGUUCAGCACAAAGAAAGAUGAGCUGAAGAGAAUGUCAGAGAAUGCUCUAAAACUAGCACAACCGGAGGCUGUCUUCAACAUUGUGAAGGACAUGCACGAGCUUGCUUGCCAACGGGGGCCUUUGGCCAAUAUCCCAUACAUGUUAACAUCAUCAUUCACAGACCUAAUUUAAUUGACAAAAGGGGUCUUCUUCUAUACUCUGACUAAGGUUUGCCCUUAAGUAGAAUGCCAUGUACAGCUAGCUUUCUUAUAUAUUAUCAUUCUUUAGCCUUGGAAGCUUGGUCACCAUUGAGUUGUAAAUUAUGCUGAACAAGCUCUGACGCUUUUUUAAGGGUUGGGUAUUUUUGCAAGAAGAUAGGAUUAUGUGAAAGUUGCUUAUAAUGUUGUAAUCUUUAUGUUGCAGUGUAUCACCUUUUUAUUUUUA
Molecule: messenger RNA, 1867 nt
Organism: Corylus avellana
Lineage: Eukaryota; Viridiplantae; Streptophyta; Magnoliopsida; Fagales; Betulaceae
Product: monogalactosyldiacylglycerol synthase 2, chloroplastic
Biological process (GO): glycolipid biosynthetic process
Molecular function (GO): hexosyltransferase activity
Source: RefSeq, a predicted model, not a curated record